AUGAGCACUCAAAACUCCUUUUUUGUGGAACAUAUUUUCUUUUUUGUAAAAUCAAAAUCUUUACACCAUGAGGAAGUUCAGUUCUUCUUUGGAUUGGCAACAGCACCAGCUCACGUGGAAGAUAGGCUUGAUGAUGCUUGGCUUCAAUUUGUCAAAGAAAAGCCUUGUGAAGAAUCCACAUCUACUGAGCAGCAACCAACUGAUGGUCUUUUAGCUUCAGUUGCUGGAGAUGGUGGCGUUCAACCAGUUUUAUCUUCAGAAGUUAAAGAAAGGCCUAAGAAAAAGAAAAAUCUCAAGGUAGCUAUGGAAGCAAUGAUAAGAGGAUUUGAGAAUUUCAUUGAAGAACCAGAUGAACAUCAAUCUUUGACUAGUGAGUUAACCCAUAAUGUGGCUGUUUGUUUAAUUCAAGGUUCCUUAUCUUAUUAUUGA
Amaranthus tricolor (Joseph's coat) is the source of this 429-nucleotide messenger RNA. RefSeq names its product beta-glucosidase-like SFR2, chloroplastic. The transcript is spliced from 2 exons. The coding region runs from base 1 to 429 and encodes 142 amino acids. Lineage: Eukaryota; Viridiplantae; Streptophyta; Magnoliopsida; Caryophyllales; Amaranthaceae. The record is from RefSeq and is a predicted model, not a curated record.